AUGCUAUACGUAGAUUCUGUGACAAGGAUUUGGCAGAUCAGAUCUUUAUUUGGAGCGCGUUCGGCCUUCUAUUCGACCGAGCUAUCAGCGAAUGUCACCAAAGCGAAUAAGAAGGACGCUGCUGGCGAAUCGGCAUCUGUCGAACAAAACACGGUUGAAGAAGUAAAAAAAGAGUUGGACAAAGCGGUUAAAAAUCUCAACGGUUCCGUUGUCGAUGGUAACCAGAAGCUGACAAAUGCUGUUGCUGAUCUCUCUGAGACCGAAGCUCCAAAUUUUUCAAUUGAAGUUUCUCUUCAAAAAAGUCCUUCUAUUCAACUCAAUAGCUCUGCGAAUAGUACGCGAGUCUCCGAUGUUCAAAGCAAAGUUUUUGAAAUCCGAGUAAAUUGUGGUUGGCAGGCAAUGGAGAGUUUACGAUACACAUUGUUAGCACCUACUAAUUGUGCUUUCUUCACAUUAAUCUACAUGAAGUCCCUCCGCCUCGCAUGCACAGCAGUAGACUGCAACAAUCGGGGAACAUGCAUAGGCACCAAGCAAACGCAUAUCUGCGCUUGUCAGCUAGGAUUUUCAGGAAGCAGCUGUGAAGAAACGGUGUGCGAUUCGACUCGCGACUGCAAUGGACGAGGCAUUUGCUUUGGCACAACUUCCUCAUUCACUUGUAUUUGUAACCUCGGCUUCUCCGGAAAUCGUUGUGAGAGACCAGCACUAUUGUAG
Messenger RNA from Strongylus vulgaris, 711 nucleotides. Lineage: Eukaryota; Metazoa; Nematoda; Chromadorea; Rhabditida; Strongylidae. The record is from the annotation of a GenBank genome assembly.